Molecule: messenger RNA, 1212 nt
Organism: Quercus robur (English oak)
Lineage: Eukaryota; Viridiplantae; Streptophyta; Magnoliopsida; Fagales; Fagaceae
Exons: 3
Coding region: 1-1212 (403 amino acids)
Source: RefSeq, a predicted model, not a curated record
AUGGACGAGUUCCUCUACUGUUACAAGCCUUCUGAGAUCAAUCAGUCCCUUGGCUUUUAUCAAUUCACAGCCAGAGGGAAAGAUUAUAGAUUGAUUAAGUCCGUAGUUUCCUCGGAUAGGAACUGGAAGACGGAGUUCUUCUUCGUCUCAGGUUUCUGGGCUGGACGCCCACACGAGGUUUCUCAAGACCCAUUUCCUCCCUACACAGGAGAGUUAGGGAACCUUCGUCCUGAAGGAAUAGCUACAAUGAAGGAAAAUAAGGGUAAAGAAGUUGUGAACGAGGCUGUUGCCACUGGGCAGAACGCACCUCAGUCUCACCCGUCCGUAGGUGAGAAAAGAAAAAACUUAUCACUGGGAGUUGACCUGGGCAAUCUUCCCAGCAGGCGCAGGGAGAAAAAGGUCAAACAUAAGUCGUCCAAGCCCAAAGACAUUCAACCUGCGCCUACUGUUCAUGAGCCUGAAGACGUCCAAAUCCUAGAUUCUGAGCCCAAAGAUUCACCCAUGCAAGUCCCGUCCAUAGUCAAGACGCCGUCCACGUCUCAGCCUUCUCCCCAAGCACCUCAAUACCUCAUUGGGAACGAGGAUCUGGCUUGGGAAAGAUUUAAGAUGGCUGUGACUGAUGAGGACGUGUCUGCCUGUUACAACAUGUCUUUGAAGGACUUCGAGCAUUCUGGGGUUCAUGAUCUUUUCAAGGCCAUGUCCAAGUUCAUUGUUGCGUCUAGGCAAGCAACUGAUCUUGACAAGACGAGGAUCUUGUUAGAGAGGAGAAUCAAGGAAGUAAAGGACGAGAGCAAACGCUGGGCUGAGGCAGUUGCUAAAGCCAACGAAGGGGCAAAGGAGCUGCGAAAUCAAAUUCAAGAGAUGAAGACUGAUGUUGUGGAGAAGGAAACUCGUCUUGAUCACUUGCAAAAGAAGAAUGACGAGUUGAGUGAUCUUCUCAAGAAGGCCAAAGAAGACGCAGUUGCAGAGUUCAAGGCAUCCAAUCAGUUCACUGAUCUGCUGGAUACUAACUAUGCGGCUGGGUUUGAGGACUUCAGGAUGGACGCCGUCGAGAACUUCCCCAACAUUGACUUCAGCUUUAUUAAGCUCAAUCUCAGUGGUGCUCCUACCAGCUCCCUCCUCCAGACGAGCUCAGAAGACGUUAAUGUGGAGGAUGAUGCUACAACCCAGCCACUUCAGGACGAGCAGAACAAAGAUACCCCACCAGCCUGA